AUAUUCACUGACUGUGCAUCGAAUCUGAGGAAUCGGGUCGCAUCUAUGGAUAUUUUAUGAUCUUAACUCUUCCGAAUUGAAUUGAUUGGCAAUUAAUAUAUAUCGCAGAAAUUGCAUGUCUUGAACAUCCCAAACAUCAUGACGCUUCUCCGUGUCCGCCCUGGCAAUCUGUGCAGGGCCCAUGAGUUGAUAUUGAAGAACUUUUCAAGCCCUGCAAUUUCUAUAAGGCCGGUUUCAUCCUCAUCACCAGCAUGGCCUUGGAAACAAGUUCCAAAGCACUCCAUGGAUUCAGGGGUCCCCAGUGCCUCCGACACCCAGCCGCCACUAGACGUCCUGGAAAUGGCCAGACAAGCCCAGACGGAUGUAUCGACUGGAAAUGGCGCUGACGGGGACAUAGAUACGAAGAUUAAACAUGUUCUAUCUAGUAUACCAGCGCACUCUAAUCAAGCAUUGUCAACCGAGGUCACGUCUUCUGACAAUGAGGUGCAGCUUGAGUCAGUCAGCAAGUCGAUACUAGACAAGAGCAAUUUAGAUGUUGAAGGAAACGUAACUGAUCUGUCUGGUUCUGCUAUCAAAAAGAUCAAAUCAUCUGAAGACGUGAGCUUUUACAAUUAUGUGCAUAUCAGACCAUUUAAGUAUCCUGCUUACUGGCUCAGGGACAAUUGUCAAUGUACCUCUUGCAUUCGUCCAGACACGAGGCAGCGGAUGGUUUCAAGCUUCUCGAUACCCAAAAAUAUCCAUGCAAAGUCAGUCUUUCAAGCGUCGCCGGGACAAAUCAACGUCAUAUGGUCUGAUGGACACAUGGGUGAGUACUCCAUGGCUUGGCUCGAUAGCCACCAGAUGCCCAGCGAGGUCACACACAGCAAUAAAGUCCUUACUUUCAGAAAUUUCAAACACCGACGCCAAGCCAAAUCCCACCCUUGGGUGAACUACGAAGAAGUCAUGAAUACGGGUCAAGGCCUCACUCUAUGGCUGCAAAAAGUCGUCGAUUGGGGUUACUGCUUGGUUAAAGGUGUUCCUGUCACCCCAGAGGCAACCAAACAGUUAUUGGAAAGAAUAGCCUUCAUCAGGGAGACACACUACGGUGGCUUCUGGGACUUCACAUCUGAUCUGACCUUCAAAGAUACAGCAUACACUACCGAAGCGCUCGGUGCACAUACAGAUAAUACAUACUUUUCAGACCCGGCAAGACUUCAACUCUUUCAUCUCCUAGAGCACACAGAAGGAGAAGGCGGCGAAACCCUAUUAGUUGACGGAUUCUACGCAGCGCAGCGCAUGCUGAUUGAAGCUCCUCACAAUGUAGAGGCAUUCACAGACUAUGCACAUCCCUGGCAUUCAAGCGGUAAUGAACAUAUCAGCAUACAACCAUAUGUAUAUUUCCCAGUGUUUGAGCGGGAUCCGACUACUGCAAGACUUAUGCGGAUUCGAUGGAAUAAUUACGAUCGUGCGGCGAAGAUCGAUUGGACGCCUUAUAUGGCAAUGUCUUGGUACAGUGCUGCACGGCAUUGGAAUGCAAUCCUCCUAAGAAAAGAUCAGACACAGAAAUGGCUGCAGCUUGAACCGGGGACGGCCAUACUCUUUGAUAAUUGGAGAAUGCUUCACGGCCGCUCUGAGUUCACCGGAAAGCGGAGAAUGUGUGGUGGUUACAUCAACAACGAUGACUUCCUCUCUCGCUACCGUCUGCUUAAAAACGGCAGGGAGAAUACGUUGAACCAGAUCGGUACAUACAAGACUCGCCUGAGUGUUUGAACUCCAACAAAACCCAGAACAUGGGCACAAUUGCCCAUAUCAGAUCCGCGUGUAUUUUACAUAUAUGUGUACAGCUGAGCUCAGAGUCUGUAUAGGUACGCUCUCUGGGCUGUUACUAGUACAUCAGACGCAAUUGAGACUUAUUGCAUUCUCAUCUUUUCGAUGUAUAUAUUUCCCACAAGGUAGAAAGACAUCCCUCAAAGCCUACUACGUUUAGUCGCAACCUUCAACAACGCCCGCCCGUUAGCCAAAACAGCCUUUCCAUUCUGAUUCUUCGUAGAGAACCGAAUAUCCUCAAAUCCGUCCUUGUCUACCUCUCCAGUCCUCCAGAUUUCAGUGGUAAGUUUAUCACCGGGGCGAACUGGAGAUGCAAACCGAGCCUGAAACUCUCGUAAGUUUUGGGGGUCGCUACCGCCGAGUUCCUUGAGAACUCCGUGCGCGGUGGCGUUCCAGCUGUAGAGACCGUGGAUGAUGAUGCCGCCGAACCCCAUUUUUGUGCCUGGUUCGGGAGUGGCGUGGAGAGGGUUAUAGUCACCGU
Talaromyces stipitatus ATCC 10500 is the source of this 2287-nucleotide messenger RNA. Its product is annotated as trimethyllysine dioxygenase TmlH, putative. NCBI's taxonomy places the organism in Eukaryota, Fungi, Ascomycota, Eurotiomycetes, Eurotiales, Trichocomaceae. Gene Ontology annotation, cellular component: mitochondrion. Bases 139 to 1749 code for a protein of 536 amino acids. Gene Ontology annotation, biological process: carnitine biosynthetic process. Gene Ontology annotation, molecular function: iron ion binding; trimethyllysine dioxygenase activity. The record is from RefSeq and is a predicted model, not a curated record. The transcript has 11 exons.